This is a messenger RNA of Phyllostomus discolor (pale spear-nosed bat), 6041 nucleotides long. RefSeq names its product zinc finger protein 804B (gene ZNF804B). The record is from RefSeq and is a predicted model, not a curated record. Gene Ontology annotation, cellular component: nucleus. Bases 1 to 3993 code for a protein of 1330 amino acids. NCBI's taxonomy places the organism in Eukaryota, Metazoa, Chordata, Mammalia, Chiroptera, Phyllostomidae. The transcript is spliced from 3 exons.
AUGGGCUACAUUCUAGAAAGAGUACCAAACCAGUGCCGAGGCAGUGGAGUCUUCGGGCUGGAUUGUGUUUCUCCUAAACAUUGGACUCAGCCCAUGAUGGGGUCCAGAAAUGAGCCUGACAAAAUUGCCCUGAGUCCUGAUUGUCACAGCACAGCGGGCUGCUCAGAGCAAUUAGAAUUAGAGCCCCGCAAUUUAUAUUUCAGCACAAGUGAGAAUUGUCCAGAUUCAGUCAGAUUAAAAGAAUUAAAGCAACGGGAAUUUGCUCGAAAUGUAGCUUCCAAGUCAUGGAAAGAUGAGAAGAAACAAGAAAAAGCACUUAAACGACUUCAUGAGCUAGCUGAGUUAAGGCAACGGACUGAAUGUGUUUCUGGAAAUGGACCAGCAUACAAAGCCCCCAGGGUAGCCAUAGAAAAGCAACUCCAGCAAGGAAUUUUCCCAGUUAAGAAUGGCAGAAAAGCAUCAUGUGUGAAGAGUGCUCUUUUGCUUAAAGGCAAGAACCUCCCCAGGAGCAUUUCCGAGAAACAGCGGUCUACCACGCAGAGUCGACACCAGUUACAAACGGACAGACUUUAUUUGUUUGGGAAGCGGGUGCCACAAAUAUCUUCAGAUCUCAGUAAUGCAAAUCACCGGACAGGAGUAUCCUUUUCUUUUUCCAAAAAAGUACAUGUAAAAUUAGAAUCUUCAGCAUCAGUUUUUAGUGAGAACACAGAAGAAACUCAUGAUUGUAACAAGUCACCCAUCUAUAAAACAAAACGAACUGUGGAGCAAUGCAAGUGCUGCAAGUUUGCAAAUGAGGGGACCCGCCUCCCUAAGGAAGAAGAUAUAAACAUCUCAUCAAGCCCUCUGGGGAGUGUUUUACACAAUAGUGUCUCCAUAAGUUCUCAAAUUUGGGGAGACAAAAAUGACUCUGUUGAAACCUUACAAGAUUCGGUUGGCAUUCAUUCUUCUUUCUCUAAAUCUAACAUGCAUCUUUCAGAGGUGGAUUUUACUCAUUCCAGUAGAGAAAAAGAAACUAGAAAUACAUUGAAGAACCUUUCAGAAAGCUGCAUUAAUCAUGCAUGCCAAGCAUAUGCUUCCUCCAGCCUACCAAACAUUUACAAGCACAGUGAUGCCAGGGUAUUUGAAUGUCUGGAUGAGUUUCCAUCACUAGAGCCAAGUGAGCAAAAUGAUCCAGUGCAUCAGGUUUCCAACUUCAGAAAGGAGAAGAGAGAAAAAUACUUAGAUGGAACAGAAAGAGUUAGCAAAAAUGUGCAAAGGCUCAUAAGAGAAGCAUGUUCACGUGAUGUGAAGUCCAAACCAUUGCCUUAUCUCCAUGUGCAAAGCAAGGAUGGCCACACCACUCUCCAGUGGCCUACAGAGCUUCUGCUCUUUACCAAAACAGAGCCCUGUAUCUCUUAUGGCUGCAACCCAUUAUAUUUUGAUUUUAAGAUUUCCCGGAACGCAAAGCAUAGCCAUGAUCCAGAGGACUUAAAAACGAAAUUGAUUAAGGAGCCCUUAGAAAUGAAGACUAAAAUAGAGAGCCAAGUCUCAGGUUUAAUCAAAGACCAAGAAAAUUGGAUCCAAGAAGAUAAUCAAUCUCCGAAACCAAAGACAAUAGCUAAUCCAGAUUGGGAAAAUUUCCAGAGAAAACAUAAUUUGGGAUACAAUGAUUCUGAGCCAAACAUAAGUGAACACAAUAUUAGUACAAGUGAUUUAGAAAUGAAAAAUCCUGAAGUGCCUGCUUACCUUGAUAUCUCUCUAAAGAAUUGUGUAGGAAACAAUAGUGAUAACAAGCUUAAGGAACCUGUGAGGGCCCAUUGGCAAAGCUGCCGAAGGGUAGUUCUAAAUGAUGUAAAUGAGGGCCUGUCCUUUACUCCUUACAUCCCUAGGACUAAAAAGCAUAAACUGAUUCCCUGUGAUCCUCAUUCAGAUUUUGAAGAUGGAAGUCAAUUCAGCUGGAAUUCUAGUCCUUACACAGUAAGGGGUCGGAGUGACCAUGGGCAGGACUUCAGUGUGGUUUUGAAUAGUAACCAUGUCAGUAUGACCAACAGAGCGUCUGGGUGUAGAAACAGAAGUUACAAAAGAAGUCCUCCAAAGUUGUCUCUAGAUGCAUGUUCUAGUCCUUCCGACACAUCGCCUGACAGAACACCCAGUACUUGUUCAAGUCAGAGGUCCAGCAGCAAUGGCAGAGGUAAUCUACUGUACUUUUGUAAAAGAGAACACAACUCAGCUAAAAGGCUCAAAGAGAAAUGCCGAAAGCACAGCUGCCUGUGUUUGUCUGGGGAGGUAGUGAACAGUGACUGUCUUCAGUCUGAAACACAGAGAGACCGGAACUGCAGGUUGUGGGAAUCGUUUAAAAAUAAAAAGUACUCAAAACAUAGACAUGGUCACUGCAGAGAAAGAUGUAAACUAGGCAAAAAUCAACAACAAUCUUUGGGGCCCAUAUCCAGAAGAGUCACCCAUUGUGAUACCAGCUCUUCGGUUUUCCAUCCUGGGAAUAGUGGAAAGCCACCUGCUUUCCGGGGACCUCAGCACAGCCAAUUGGGCCCUUACUCAAGAAAGAGAAUUUAUUACGUAAAUAAAAGUGAAAGAAGUCAACAGUCUUUGCACAGCCCUUAUGUUUGUGACCUGGGAAACAUAAAACCCACGCAGUGUCACUCUGGGAAUAUCAGCUGUCUUCUAAGGAACUGUCCCAGCAACUCAGAGUUAAACAUCACGGGAGGGAAGAACUCUGUGACAGCCAAAUGCCUUUUAGAAAGAGUUCAAGCCAAGAAGUGUCAGGAACAAUCAACUAAUUUUGAGGCCUCUUCAAACACUUGUAAAAAUGAAUCAGAAGCUCAUUCAGAAAUCCAAUGCACAAUUCAAUUCACACCACCAGGCUGUAACAGACCAGCAUUGCCUUUGUCUGAAGAAAUACAAACCCCGAGUAAAAGAAAUAAUGACAGAAGCAAUGCAAUGCAAAGAACUAUUGAGAAAGACAAAGUCAACAGUUCACAGACAAAUAAUUUUACUGUUUUAGUAGACACUGAUUGUGAUAACCAUCUUUCUAAAGGUAUAAUUCACAUAGUAGCAGAAUCUCUGCCACCAAACAUGAAAAAGAACCCAACAAAAGAACACUCAAAACCAUUAACAAGUGAAGUCCAACCUUUCAUUCAACGCUGUGACCCAGUGCCAAAUGAUUUCCCUGGUGCUUUUCCACCCAAUAGAUACACUGGUGUUACUGAUUCAACAGAGACCAAAGAGGACCGAGUAAAUCCAAACAUGCAGGAUGCAAGCAUGCAUGUGAAUCAUGCCGAGGGGAAUACAGACUCUUACUAUGACAGAACUAUGCAGAAGAAUGACAAAGUAGCAGAUGAAUUAGAAUUGUGUCCUAAAUCUCUCUCUCCCCCUUUAAUUCAACAGCCAGUAACAUUUUCUCCUGAUGAAAUAGAUAAAUAUAAGCUCCUUCAGCUCCAAGCCCAGCAGCAUAUGCAGAAACAGCUCCUGUCAAAGCACCUCCGAGUGCUGCCCGCUGCGGGGCCAGCGGCCUUCCCUGCGGGAUCGCCUGUGCAGACAGUCCCAGCUCACCAGCACGCUUCUUUCACCACCAUCCACCACACGUUCCUGCAGCAUUUCGCUGUUUCUGCCUCCAUUAACCCCCCGAGUAGUCCACUCCCUAUAGCUCACCUACAUCCUCUUUCACAGCCACAUUUUUCUCCAUUUGCAUUUUCACCACUGACUCCAGCCCUCAUCCCUGCACACCCCACUUUUAUGGCGGGUGGUCCCCUGCAUUUAGUUACUGCUACCCCCUUCCACCCAUCUCAUAUAGCACUUCAGCCCCUGGCCCCUGCAGCUUUCAUCCCCACGUUGUUUGGCCCUCACUUAAACCCAGCCACAGCUUCUAUCAUCCACCUGAAUCCUUUAAUUCAACCAGUGUUUCAAGGUCAAGAUCUUUGCCAUCAUUCUUGCUCCAGUCAGAUGCAACAGUUAAAUGGAGUGAAAGAGGCCUUAAAUGUGUCAGCAUCCUCAAAGUAAUAAGUGUUAAAGCCUCUGUUGGGGAUAAAUAAAACAAAUUGUCACUACCUACCAAAUGAUGUAAGUGUUCUGAUUAUUAUCAGAUUUAAAUAUUGGUGCCAAUUCAAAAUGUAACCAAUAUACAAAUAUGAAGUGAAUGGCCAAUAUUGAAAUAGGAGCAUUUUAAGAAUUUCUUGUAACUUGAAAAAAUAAUAGGACAAAUUUAAAACUAUUUUAUGGAAAGGGAGAGGGGAAACUGUUAAAAAUCCCUUUUAGAUGAAUUCUCACAUAGUAUUAUGAAAUAAUAACAGAAAACAUUCAAGCAGAUCAUUAAUAUUAAUCAAAUGGAAUAUAAUGCUGUAUGUUCUAGGUGUUUGUUGAGUGACUGAAUGAAUGAAUGCACAUUUGAUUUUAUUCACCAGAUAAUAAUAAAAGGUCAGUAAAAUGAAUUAAUUAUUAAAAAUAAUGUUUUAUAGUUAACUAUUAACUAGCUUUCAGUCUAUGUAAUUUGUUUCAAUCAAUAUAAUCUAUAUUUUCAUAGAAAAUAAGAGAUAGCAAGAAGUUCUGAUUGAGGGAAAAAACUACCCUUCAAUGAAAAGCGACCUUUACACAGAUUAUACUUGUAGUAUUGAGUUUCUGUGAAAAAUUGGGUUAUCUUUAUUUCACACACAUCUAUGUAAAGAGAAUUUUGUAAUUGUAAGAAUCACUGACAUAAAAUUAAAAGUGUUUAACUUUUGUAUAAGAAAACAUAUAAAAACUAUCAUUAGUAUUUGACAAUACAAAAUAAAAUAUACUCAGAAUAACAUUUUGAAUACAUUGGUCAGUCUUUCAAAGAUUAAAGGGACUAAAUAGUAUGUUUUCUUUAUUCUUCUCAGAAAUCUUACUGUGUCCAGCCAAUGUAUAAGUGGAGACAUAACAGUUUGGAAAUGUCAGAAUUUUUAUGUGAUAUUUACUGGGAAAAUGUUAAAAAGUACUUGGUGUAUUUUAUUCAAUUACACUAGAUAUUUAUAAAAUACAGCGAAUGAUGAUGAAUAAAACACCAUUCAUGUAAUUUUGCAAAUGGUUUUAAAUAUUUGUUCCAAAUGCUUUCUGGCCCACAGAAUUUGUAUUUUUUACAUUUAUAUUUCUGACUGGUCCUCCAGUUUGCUUUAUUACUUUAUAUUCUUAAAAUGAAAGAAAAACUUGUGUGACUGUACAUUCCCCAUAAACAUGGGUUUCAGAGAAAAUUAAACAGAAAUGCAGGUGGUCAGUCAUCCCCCACUGUGUAUUAUGAUGCAAACUCUCCCACCACUGGAGAUACGAGGGCACUUUAUUCAACCUUAGCUUUCCCAGGAGGAGAGCUGCACUUACUGAAGUUCUACCAUAUGCCAAGGGAGUCAGGCGAAGCACUUCACCCACAUUAUUUCAUUUACUCUUCACUGUUGUGUUUUUUCUAGAUAGAUAUUUUGUUUAUUUUUACCAUUUAUUUUUAAUUAGCAUUGACAUACAAUAUUAUAUUAGUUUCAACAUAGGUGUGCAACAUAGUGAUUGUAUUUGUGUACCUUAUGAAGUGCUCACCCCACUAAAUCUAGUCCAUCUGACACCACACAUAGUUAGUACUAUAUUAUUGACCACAUUCCCUAUGCUGUGCUUUUCAGCCUGUGACUGUUUUUAUGACUGGCAAUUUGUAUCUCGUAACCUCUUUCCCUUUUUCACCCAGCUUCCUCAUAUCUGGCAACCAUCAAUUUGUAUCUAUGACUUUGUUCCUGUUUCUUUUGUUCAUUUAUUGUUAUUUUUUUUAGACUGCACAUCUAAGUGAAAUCAUAUGGUUUUUGUCUUUUUCUGUUUGACUUAUUUUACUUAGCAUAAUACCCUCUAGGCCCACCCCAUGUGGUCUCAAAUGGUAAGAUUCCUUAAGUUUUCACGGUUGAGUUCUAUUUCAUUGUAUAUAUGUACCACCUCCUCUUUAUUCAUUUAUCUAUCAGUGGAUACUUAAGUUGCCUCUAUGUUGGCCAUUGUAAAUAAUGCUAAAAUAAACAUAGCAGUGCAUAUAUCCUUUUAAGUGAGUGUUUUGGGUUUCUUUAACUAAU